AUGAUUUGCCAUUUCCCAGAGACAGUGUCGGAUAGUAUCUGCCCUGGACAUGGACUUCUGUGGGGCCAUGAACGCCAUGGUGGUGUCCGCGUACAGUUCGCAAGCGGCGACUUGUCCCACUCACGAGAGCGGCAAUUACUCGCCGGAACGUCCACUGAAGGACCAGAGGGCCAGGAGGAGGAGUUCAUCAUCAUCGAUCCUAACUGCAAUGGCACUGCAAUGGCAUGGGAUAGCCGGACUACAUGGAACGAGGAAGCACCGCAGAAGGGAGAGAAGCAUGAAGUAUCCCCCGACACGACAGAUCAGUCGACAGGACGAAAAAGAUUUGCCAUUGCCGGAUCCGAGAUUGGGCCGGAUACUGUUUCUGAGUAG
Molecule: messenger RNA, 372 nt
Organism: Monascus purpureus
Lineage: Eukaryota; Fungi; Ascomycota; Eurotiomycetes; Eurotiales; Aspergillaceae
Source: the annotation of a GenBank genome assembly